This is a messenger RNA of Closterium sp. Yama58-4, 954 nucleotides long. The record is from the annotation of a GenBank genome assembly. Lineage: Eukaryota; Viridiplantae; Streptophyta; Zygnematophyceae; Desmidiales; Closteriaceae.
AUGGAAUCCAGAGCCAAUGACGCCGCACCACGUGUGCAGAUCUACCCCCAGCACACAGACUGCGUCUCGGAUUUUAUGCGAGGCAAGUACGAGAGGGAGGCGCGGCGCUACUGGGAUCUCUUCUACAAGCGCAAUGGCGAGCGGGUGAGCGCGUCGCACAUGGCACACAGCGCCUGCCACUUCCACUGCCGCCACUGCUGCGCUCGCGUCGCUUUACGCCCCCACUGCAUCCUCCCCCCCGCCAUUCCCUCCCCCCCGCCAUUCCCUCCCCCCCGCCAUUCCCUUCCCCCGUCACUGCCUUCCCCUCACCCACUGCCAAAGCCCCCCGCUCUACGCAUUGCUCAUGGUGCUGGAGGUGAGGCGAGUGGUGCUGGAGGUGAGGCGAGUGGUGCUGGAGGUGAGGCGAGUGGUGCUGGAGGUGAGGCGAGUGGUGCUGGAGGUGAGGCGAGUGGUGCUGGAGGUGAGGCGAGUGGUGCUGGAGGUGAGGCGAGUGGUGCUGGAGGUGAGGCGAGUGGUGCUGGAGGUGAGGCGAGUGGUGCUGGAGGUGAGGCGAGUGGUGCUGGAGGUGAGGCGAGUGGUGCUGGAGGUGAGGCGAGUGGUGCUGGAGGUGAGGCGAGUGGUGCUGGAGGUGAGGCGAGUGGUGCUGGAGGUGAGGCGAGUGGUGCUGGAGGUGAGGCGAGUGGUGCUGGAGGUGAGGCGAGUGGUGCUGGAGGUGAGGCGAGUGGUGCUGGAGGUGAGGCGAGUGGUGCUGGAGGUGAGGCGAGUGGUGCUGGAGGUGAGGCGAGUGGUGCUGGAGGUGAGGCGAGUGGUGCUGGAGGUGAGGCGAGUGGUGCUGGAGGUGAGGCGAGUGGUGCUGGAGGUGAGGCGAGUGGUGCUGGAGGUGAGGCGAGUGGUGCUGGAGGUGAGGCGAGUGGUGCUGGAGGUGAGGCGAGUGGUGUGAGUGUGGAAGGGUGA